Molecule: messenger RNA, 4415 nt
Organism: Myxocyprinus asiaticus (Chinese sucker)
Lineage: Eukaryota; Metazoa; Chordata; Actinopteri; Cypriniformes; Catostomidae
Product: arf-GAP with coiled-coil, ANK repeat and PH domain-containing protein 3-like
Exons: 26
Coding region: 105-2642 (845 amino acids)
Cellular component (GO): cytoplasm
Molecular function (GO): GTPase activator activity; protein binding
Source: RefSeq, a predicted model, not a curated record
GGAGUGGAGAAACACCAGUCUAUUGGAUCUCUUACGUUUACACUCUUCUCUACAGACUGCGAUGAAAUUUCAAUUUUAAUCGUUGAAAGAAAAAAUCGUCCAGGAUGACGGUGGAUUUUGAAGACUGCAUCAAAGAUUCGCCCCGAUUUCGGGCAAAUAUCGAUGAAGUGGAGACAGAGGUGGUGGAGAUUGAAGCCAAGCUUGAUAAGCUGGUAAAGCUGUGUGGUGGUAUGAUUGAAGCUGGGAAAGCAUAUGUCACCGCCAAUAAGCUCUUCAUCAACGGCAUCCGUGACUUAUCCCAGCAAUGCAAGAAGGACCAGAUGAUAUCGGAAUGUCUGGAAAAGUGUAGCGAGAGUUUGCAGGAAAUCGUCAACUACCACAUGAUCCUGUUUGAUCAAGCUCAGAGAUCUGUGAAGCAGCAGUUGCACAGCUUUGUGAAAGAUGAUGUGCGUAAAUUCAAGGACACUAAGAAGCACUUUGAUAAGGUGCGGGAGGAUCUGGAGAUUGCACAGGUGAAGAAUGCACAAGCACCCAGAAACAAACCCCACGAGGUGGAGGAGGCCACCAGCACCCUCAACUUCAGCCGCAAGUGCUUCAGACAUCUCGCUUUGGACUAUGUGCUACAGAUCAACGUCCUUCAAGCCAAAAAGAAAUUUGAGAUCUUAGAUGCAAUGUUGUCAUUCAUGCAUGCACAGUACUGCCUCUAUCAGCAGGGCUAUAACCUUCUGGAUGAGAUUGACCCUUAUAUGAAGAAACUAGCUGCUGAGCUGGAUCAACUUGUGAUUGAUUCAGCAAUGGAGAAGAGAGAAAUGGAGCAUAAACAUGCCACAAUACAGCAGCGGACUCUUCUACAGGACUUUGCGUAUGAUGACCCAAAGUUGGAGUUCAGUGUCGAUGCACCCAACGGAUUGGUGAUGGAGGGCUAUCUGUUUAAAAGGGCCAGCAAUGCCUUCAAAACAUGGAACAGACGGUGGUUCUCUAUCCAAAACAGCCAGUUGGUUUAUCAGAAGAAACUGAAGGAUUCCCUCACAGUAGUAGUGGAGGACUUGAGGUUGUGUUCUGUCAAACCUUGUGAGGACAUCGAGAGGAGGUUCUGUUUUGAAGUGGUGUCCCCCACCAAGAGCUGUAUGCUACAGGCAGAGUCAGAAAAACUUCGGCAGGCCUGGAUCCAGGCGGUCCAAGCCAGCAUCGCCUCAGCAUACAGAGAGAGUCCAGACAAUUAUUAUAUUGAGCGGUUGGACCGGACCGCCUCCCCAUCCAUCAGCAGUAUAGAUUCAGCGAAUGAGCCCAGAGACCGCAGUGGGAGGGGCGAGAGCAUUCUGCAGCGUAUCCUGUGUCUGCCUGGAAACCAGCAGUGCUGUGACUGUGGGCAAGCUGACCCUCGCUGGGCGAGCAUCAACUUGGGCGUGUUGCUCUGCAUCGAGUGCUCCGGCAUUCACAGGAGUUUGGGGGUCCACUGUUCAAAAGUUCGUUCUCUCACCCUGGACUCAUGGGAACCAGAGUUACUUAAGCUGAUGUGUGAACUAGGCAACAGUAUCAUCAACCACAUCUAUGAAGGCUGCUGUGAAGAACAAGGCCUGAAAAAACCAGGACCCAACAGUUCCAGGCAAGAAAAGGAGGCCUGGAUCAAAGCAAAGUAUGUGGAGAAGAAGUUCCUGAAGAAGAUGAUGACUGGCGAAGUUCUGGUUAAUGGUGGGAAGAAAUCAGAGCGCAGGUGGAACCCCAGGAAAUGCAGGAGGCACAACAGCGCCACCACUGUUCACAAAACACACCGCAAAUACAGACAGGAUCCAGGCAGUGCAUCACCUGCUACACUCUCCUCAGCGACUGCUGCUCUGGAGAGAAAGUUUCGGCGAGAGUCUCUAUUCUGUCCAGAUGAGCUGGACUCACUUUUUUCCUAUUUUGACACUGGUUCAGGGCCUCGCAGUCCUACAGGUCUGAGCAGUGACAGUGGGUUAGGAGGCAGUACUGAUGGCAGCACUGACAUCUUAGUAUUUGAGUCUGUGGUGGACAGUGUCACAGAGGAGGAGUGCGAGGUGUCUGAGGACUCAAGUAAUGAGGCAGAACUGGAGCCAGAGGCAUCAGAUCCAGAGGAUUCGAGAGAACUGGAUCCCGGAGCGUUACUUUAUAAGGCCUGUCAGGCUAGAAAUCUGCCCGUCAUGGCUGAAGCGCUGGCACAUGGAGCGGAUGUCAACUCCGUCAAUGAAGAAGAUGAGGGGAAGAGCCCACUCAUGCAGGCUGUGAUUGGGGGUUCUUUGAUAGCCUGUGAGUUUCUGCUCCAAAACGGUGCAGAUGUCAACCAAAGAGAUCACAGAGGAAGAGGCCCGCUGCAUCACGCCACAUAUUUAGGUCACACUGGUCAAGUGUGUUUGUUCCUGAAACGAGGCGCGACACAGAACGAUGGUGAUGAGGACGGGCAGGACCCUCUGAGCAUAGCAGUCCAAGCCGCUAAUGCAGACAUAGUUACCCUGUUGCGUCUGGCUCGGAUGAACGAGGAGAUGCGUGAGUCGGAGGGUCCGUUCGGUCAGCCAGGUGACACCACAUAUCUGGACAUUUUCCGAGAGUUUUCUCAUAUGGCAUCACACAAUCCUGAGAAAUUGAAACGGAGGAGUAUUCAUUUCCGUCACUCAUUCAGAGUUUGAAUGAUUAACUCUGGGGAAACUCCAACCGAGCAGGAGCAGAAGACACUCUGACUAUAGUUGAUCUCUUAAGUGGAAAUGAGUGUGAAGGAUUUAAGGCAAUAAUUAUGAUGUCAUGUUUAAUAUUUGUAAUGAUUUAAAGGAUGUUUUUGUAUGGCUGUAUGGGGGUCAGCUGGACUUAUCCCCCCAUUUGUUUACUUUUUUCUUUUUUUUUCCAACUUUAGCUGUUGAACGUAAUAAGCACUUAAAGCACUAAAUGGUCUCAUAUCAAAACUUCUAUGAUAUAAGCUUUCAUUUCUGUUCAAACAUAUAUAAUCAAAAAGUCAUGCAUACAUUUUAACCCAUUUAUCAUUUCUUUUCAGUACAAUUACAAGCAAUAUAAGUACCGUCCUUUAUAGUAAAACUUAUACAACCCUGAUUGUUUUUCUGUUUUACAUAUCAAAGUAGUUGGAAUAAUGGGAACGUUUUUUCCAAACGUUGUCUUUGGAGAAUCUGCAGCGAUUUUGUUAUUUUUAGAAAUUAUUUUAUCUCUUUAUAAUGUUGCUGUAGUGAUGAAUGUACUCUUCUGUACUGACUAUGCUGGUGUAGUCUAUAUUUGUUGUGAUCUUUUAUCAGUUGUCAUUAUAAACCAUUGCAAAUUCAAAUGCAGAUAUUGUAUAUUGUCUUUUUAAAUGCAAAUUUAUAAUAUAUCUUAAAAUAAUGGUAUUUUGUAACAAUGCAAAAUGAUGUCGUGUGAACCUGAGAACGCAUGAGAAUAAAAACGUGUUUUUUAUAUAUGCAAGAUAAUAGUAUUAAUUGUAAUAAAAAUUGGGGUUAAAAUGUCAGGCAAUUAUAAACACCAGAAUAAUCUGAAAUAAUUUUGAUUAUGUCUUCAUUAUUUUUACCACAGUAAAACAUGUUUAACAUAUGUUCACACAUUUUCACAUUUGUCAAAUAAAAAUACCUGUACGCGUAUAUAAUCGUAAAGAUGUUGUGGAAGAUUACGUGCAGGUAAAUACAGGUAACGCAUUAUUUUUAUUAUAUGAUGCUUAAGACAGUGCUCGACAUGGGGGCGGACUGGCCAUAGGGAGAACCGGGACUUUUCAAACAUAAAAAUAAAAUGGUAAUAAAAACACUAUAAUAUUAACAAUAUACAUCAAAUUAAAAUAUAUUAUAUGUCUUUAAAAUACAUGGGUCAGUCAAAAAUAAGGUUCUCCAUAAUGAAAAUGGAAAAUAUACAUAAUCUUAAAAACUGUAAUAUUAUACUAUAUAUUUAUAUUGGUUUCAUGUGGUUUUGAACAUACCAAACAUUUUGAACACAUCCAAUUUUUUUUAUUUAAUAACUAAAAUGUCAGGUCGUACUACCAUAAAGUAUAAAGUAGUAUCAUAUUUUCCUUACACCUGACUCAAAUGGUUUUUUAAAUAUUUUAUUAUUUAAAUAUAAAAAUAAAAUAAAAAAGGUGUUGAGGUAAAAGUAAUUUUAACAAAUGCUAUUAAUUUUUAUGUCUUGGAUGUUAUGAUUUUUUUUUUUUUGGUGGGUUGUUCCAUCUGACAUUUGAUAUCCUGCUGGGACAUGCCAAAUGCCUCUGUUUUUUUUUUUUUUUUUUUUUUUCAGGGAUGUAAGACAUGUUUCUAGAGAGGACAUGUUAUGUGUAAAUGUGUGGGGUUGUUGAUUAAUUUGCAUAUGUUGAUAAAUUUUCAAUCUUGAUAAAAGUUCACAGUUAUGUUAUUUGUCAACGACCCACAUACAGUAUUAAAUAAACAGAGUACUUUCUCAGGACUCAUUAGAAUUUUAAU